Molecule: messenger RNA, 3912 nt
Organism: Thamnophis sirtalis
Lineage: Eukaryota; Metazoa; Chordata; Lepidosauria; Squamata; Natricidae
Gene: CFAP99
Product: cilia and flagella associated protein 99
Source: RefSeq, a predicted model, not a curated record
GGCUCAACGGCCGGCUGGCCAGGCCAGAAGCCGGAGACGCGCGCCAAAGUAAGGCUCGACAGGGCCUCCGUCCCGGCCUUGAGUAGCAGUUUCGCAACGUUGAGAAGCAAAUGUCGAGAGGGAGAGUAGGGAAAAAAGUCAAUAAUUCUCCUCAGUGUACCUUGAAAACAACUCUGUGAGAAGUCUUUGAUUACAACUUGAAAAACGUGUAUGCAGAAUGAAGAUGGCUGGCCCAUUGAGACACAUUGAAAUAAUAAUUCAGCAGCUUAACAAAUUCCAUCCUGAAAAUGAGAAUGUUGGGCAUUUCUUGAAUGAAUCAGCUAAAGUAUUACAGCCUUUCAAAGUAACAGAUGAAAUCCCUGUACCUGUAAUGGCUAUCUUGUGUGGCUGUUUAGAAUAUAAAACUCUAUUGGAUGUUGUAGUCGAUGCAUUUUAUAUCCGAGAUGGAAAACAUUGCCUAUUUUCUGAGCGUAACAUGUAUAUUGUUAUUUGUUAUUUGGCUACUUUUCGACUAGAGGAACUUGGACUUCAGCAAUUCAGCAAAAUCAUCAAAUCAAUGGAAACUGCUAAGAUAUGUAAGUUCCUUAGGUUCUUUUUCAAUUUGGUGAAUUUGCAAACAUGGAUAAAAGAUGAAUGGAGUCAUAUUUAUGAUUCGGAUUAUGUAAAUGAAAAUUGGAUUGAACCACUGGAAAAAUGGCAGCCAAAAAUACAGCAAUUGAUCAGUCAGCUGGAUAAUAUUGCCGAUAAACACGCUAUUACACUUUUAAAGACGACUCAACCAAAUGAGUUUCAUUUGACGGUCCCUAAUCCACGAGCUAUACUGAUUCCCGAGCAAAUUCCACGACAAGAGAAAACAAAACCUGUUCCCAAGAAUACUUACAAACCACCUAGAAUGAAGCAGCAUCUAGAAAGAAUCAAACUAAAGAAUCGCCAGCAGGCAGAGGAACUGCUUCUAGAAGCAAAUAUUAAUCAGUUCAACUGUGCAGCUCCAAAGUUUGAUUACAAAAGCAGUAUGAAGGAAACCCUAAACCUUGUUGAAAAAUUUGAGGCCCAAAAGAUCAAGUACAAGACUGACAGUACUCCUGUUAAGCUAAAUGCAGCAGCAAUCUUAAGAGAAGGUGUUCUGUACCAAAGAAAAGUGGAACAGGAGCUUAAGAGAGUCGAACAUCUUCUCCAAGGAGCACAGGAUCCAUCAAAAUUUCUGGAAUGGCAGCAACAAAUGCAUAAGAAAGAUUUGGACCAACAGCUAACAGAAGCAGAAUGUAGAAAACUACAAGGAAAGCUAAGCUAUGAGGAAGCUAUUUUGGCACGCCAAUAUUGCAUUCAGGAAAAGAAAAAAAAUGCUGACCAGAAGAGAGAAGAGGCAGAAGAAAUGCGGCUCCAGUAUGCAGAAAGAUGUCUUCAAGAAAGGAAGGAAAAAGAAAAAAAGGCUCAGCAAGUGGCAGAGGGACAUAAAAAUGUGAAGCAAGCACAAAUGAAACUCCACAAAUGCAAACAGCAAAUAGUUCAAGAGGUAUCUAAAAAAAGCGAGGACAUGCUACUUCAAGUUUUAAAAGAUGAAGAAGAGAAAUUUAAAAAAAGAUAUGAACUGAUUCAGCAAAUAAGAGCUAUAGAAUAUGUGCCAUUCCUGAAAAAUAAAUUUAUUGACUUAACCAAGACUGGUAACCAUGGUGUACUUGGUGAGAUGUCAAUUGUGGAACUUCAAGAACGUUUAGCUUUGCUGAAAGAAUCCCAGCAAAAAGCAGAAGAAGAGAAGAGGGAUCUGAUAAUCCAUGAAAAACAUGCGAAGGAACAACUUCUUUUGGAUACAUUGGAUCAAAUCUGUAUGUUCAGAGAACAAUUUGGCAGAGCAGCUGCGUUAAAACAGGAGGAAAAGAAAACUAAGGUGUCGCCUCGUGAAGCCAUUUUAAAAGAGGAACAAGUUUUAGAUCUACAAAAAAAAAUUAUGGAAAAGUCUACUGAACGUAAAAUGCAAUCUGAAUAUUUAAAAACUAAAUGUAUGAAGUCUAAUGGGAAAUCAAAGAAAAUUUGGAAGUUAGACAAAAAAUCUCAAGGAGAGGAUCGCUGGAAGAAAUUGGAAGAAAGUCGACAACAGCAAUUUAAAAUGCUUCAGCAUGGUCUUGUGUCUAGAGAUAAUGCUCAAAAAAUGAUGCUAAAUGAAGCUUUGAGAACUGGAACCACUGUUUGUAUAUUACGACAAGAUUUCUAGAUAUACUGCUGCUUAUUAGACAUUUUACUACUCAAUUUCUGAUUUCUUGAACUAUUUUACACUUUAGAUAUGGUUAUUAACUGGCAGCUGUUUUUGGAAUUAUAUAUUGCUUUACAGAAAUUAGCCAUUAUAAAUAAUGCUAGUUUUCAAAAUAAGUAUGCAGUACUUUUUAAAUAUUAUGUUUUUCAAAUAAAUAAAAAGGAGACAAAUAAAUGCAUUUUAAUAUUUUAAAAUAUUUUCUCAUUUAAGCAAAGAUAUUUCAGAUGAAUUUCUUCAAUGAUUUUAUUUUAUGAGGGCCGUUAGUAUUGUAUAAUUGUAUGUAAUUCAAUAUAACAUGAAGUUUUCCAACAUCAGACUUUUCUAGUAUGGUCCUAUCCCUCGGGAAUAUUCUCCCUUGAAAUGUUAGGAUAACCCUGAUCUUGGCUUUUUUGUAAGGCUGUGAAGAUUUAGUUAUGUUACUUGGGCCUGGGGACCUGAGUAUGUUAAGAGCCCUGUUUGCUGGCUGCAUCUAUAAGAACACUUUUAAUCAGUGCCAUUUAUAUUUAUUUUGAACUGUUUUAUUAAUAGGUUUGCUUUUAUUAUGUCUUAUCUCAUGUCAGAAAUGCAGGAUCUAGAAAGAGGAGGGACAUUAUUUAAUAUUUAAAAAACUAAAAGCUUUAAUAAAAUAUAGAUUAAAAUUCUGGUUACAAUGCAGUAAGUGUAGUUUGAUCCUGAUGGGGCUCGAGACUAACUCAGGCUUACAUUCUUUGGUAAAAUGAGCUGCAGAUGGUUGUGGGAAAUAUGCCCAGAGAUUGCUGUAAAGAACCAUGUGGUGGUAUGUGCUAUUGCUAUAAUUCAAGCUCAAUAAUGGGCCAUGUUAGUGGCAGAAACAUAUCCGGCCAGCAAGUCGUUCUGUGUGCAAAUCGGUCCCAGAGGGCACUGUAAAAAAAUAGAUACUUGUUUGGAUAGUGCCACAUUUACAGUGAAUAUCUUCAUCCUCAGAGAGAAACCCCCAUUUUUCCAUUUAAUCUUUAGUUCUAGACAGAUCAGUACAUUUUAUUAUGCACUGCCCAGUGUCAUUUGUUGAUUUGGGGCGGCUACAGAAACCAAUUCAUUCAAUCAAUCAAUUAACUUCAUAACAUUACUCCAAAUGGGGAUAUAGAGAACAUGAUCAAAACAUGUGAGUUAAGAUGUUCUUGAAUUUCUUGCAACACUAAUAAAUGAUAAAUCCAUCCUUUACAAAAUAUUCUACAUACUGUCCCACAGAGAUUAAUAGUUUGAUGGAUUAAUUUAAGCUUUAAUUCAUAGGGCAUAAACUUUGUAUUUUUCAAAACACGAAUCCAUUGAGUCCUUUGACAGAACCAGAGUUUCCAGUUGUUGAUUUUGAGCUUCUUGUACAUAUUUUAAACCAUUUCUUUUAACUUUUGACAUAAGAAAGAAGUAGGUUUGGAUUCUGAAAUUAAUUCUUUAGUAUUAAUAACAUUGAGUAUGUUAGAAGUUGCUAAAGCAUCAGAUCCAUGUUGAGAGGUCAAGCAUAUUUUAACUGGAUAUACUGUAUCUCCAUUGUUGCAUCGAUAGUAAAGAAAAUUUUAUAUUCAGACUUGUAAGACAAUGUACUAUAAAGUAGAAUUGGGUCAUCUGUCUGGUCUAACUGGUAAAGACACCCUUUCUGCCUCAAAUCUCUCUCAUUUUAUUUGUGGAUGUAUUAAAAUAGCCUCAAAGUA